CUCGCUUGUUGUGUGUUGCUAUUGAUUUGAUCAGCUGGAUACGGACGGCUCUGGUCAUGGACCCCGAGACGUAAUUUCGCCGUCGACGUCGUGGACAUUGAGCGUUUUGCGAUGAAUUGAGCACCGUUCCGGUGCAAACGAAGCAAUCGCGUUCGUCUGCAGACGAAAUUCAUUCACCGAGGCCAGUAAAGCAGAGAAUUUUUGAACCAUGGCGAGUGAUCGAUCCUCUUCGGGCCACCACGAGCCUCUCACGCCCUCGGCCUCCAACGAGAGCAGCAAGGCCCUUCUGACAACCCCGGGCACGCCUUUGAGUGCAGCCGAAGAGAAAAAAUUGAGACGAACAAGUCUUCAGGUCAUGCUAACGAAAGCAACGUCUGGUUCUACGGAAUCUUUGAACCAGACCAUACCAGCAGAAAUGGAUUUCUCUUCAGGAUCGAACAGUUUCCUCGACGCGAGCAACCUCAGCGUCAGAUCCGAGAAUGUUUCGCCGGAGAAGGCGAACGGAAGUAAAUUAGCCCGCAAAGAGUCCUACAAGGCGCAGAGGAAAAAUUAUCGCCAAGAGAAGAAAAGGGUGGCGAACGAGUUGCUGAGCACUUUGAAGGACCCUUCAGUCAUCAUUCUGGCCGACUGGCUCAAGGUCAGAGGCACCCUCAAGAGUUGGACCAAGCUGUGGUGUGUUCUCAAGCCGGGUCUGCUGCUCCUCUACAAGUCGCCAAAGACCAAAAGUAGUCACUGGGUCGGAACUGUCCUGUUGAGCAAUUGCAAUGUGAUCGAGAGACCUUCAAAGAAGGAUGGGUUUUGCUUUAAGUUGUUCCAUCCAAUGGAACAGUCCAUAUGGGCACCGAGAGGGCCAGAAAAGGAAUCUAUGGGUGCCGUCGUGUUGCCGUUGCCGACCGCCUACUUGAUUUUUCGUGCCAACUCGCAAGCGGCCGGCAAGUGCUGGAUGGACGCCCUCGAGCUCGGUCUUCGCUGCUCCUCUCUGCUCAUCCGCACCUCGUCCGGCCGCGACUCGACGCCCCAGGCGCCCGAACACCACUGGGAAUUCGAACACCACUUUGCCGACCAAGAGUCCAGCACCAUGGACACCAUGAAGGGCGACCAGCACUCGGUGUCCGAGUCGGAGACAGACUCGGACGGAGGCAAACACGACGACGGGCUGCUCGACGACCCUGACUGGGAACCCGAAAAGACGCCCUACAUCGAAAACGAAGAGGAAGAGUUUGGCUCGGCUGGCGAGCAAACUGAAGAGUUGGCCGAGGAGAACAAGUCACUAAUUUGGUUCCUGAUGAAGCAAGUCCGCCCUGGCAUGGACCUGUCCAAAGUCGUCCUCCCAACCUUCAUUCUCGAACCAAGGUCCUUCCUCGACAAACUUAGCGACUCCUACUACCACGUGGACCUUCUCUCUCAAGCUGUUGUUGAGGAAGACGCGUUCACGAGGAUGAAAUUGGUCGUCCGGUGGUACCUUUCUGGUUUUUACAAGAAACCCAAGGGGUUGAAGAAGCCGUACAAUCCCGUCCUAGGAGAAAGUUUCAGAUGCUGCUGGAACCAUCCAAAUGGCUCCAAAACCUACUAUUUGGCAGAACAGGUGUCUCAUCAUCCACCUGUGUCCGCCUUUUACGUAACGAACCGGCAAGAGGGUUUCUGCAUCACAGCGUCCAUCCUCGCUAAGUCAAAGUUCUACGGCAACUCGACGUCUGCCAUUCUCGACGGCACCGCCAUCCUCACAUUGUUGCCUCGCGGCGAGGACUACACAAUCACAAUCCCCUACGCCCACUGCAAGGGCAUCCUGAUGGGCACCCUGACCAUGGAGUACGGCGGCAAAGUGGCCAUCGAGUGCGAGAAGACGGGUUACAAAACGGAAAUUGAGUUCAAGCUGAAACCGCUCAUCAGAAAUAUGGAGCCUAACUUGAUAUCAGGGAGAUUAAAGCUCGGGAAAGAGACUUUUGCCACUAUCGACGGUUUCUGGGAUGGAGAGAUUACGAUCAAAGACAGGAGAACUGGGGAGGAACAAAUUUUCUGGAGCCCAACACCAGAAAUGAAAGCUAAAAGGCUCAAAAGAUGCACUGUCCCUCUGACGCAUCAGGGCGAGUUUGAGUCUGAACGACUUUGGCAGCACGUUUCGGCCGCAAUCAGAAGAGACGAUCAGGUGGCAGCAACAGAGGAGAAAACUGUUUUGGAGGAGGCGCAGCGGGCGUCAGUCAAAGAGCGCAAGGCCAAAUGCGAAGAUUGGACGCCAAAAUACUUUGAACAAGACUUGAUCAGCGGGCAGUGGGUUUACCGGCACUCGGACUUGCGGCCGUGGGACACGCGCAACGACGUGUUCCAGUACGAGUGCGACUACGUCAUCCAGACAAAGACCAGGCACAAGACGCCGAUGAUCCGUACCUCUAGCAUAGUCAGUGUGGAGCCGUCUAGUGGUAUUCCCCUUCUGUCAGCCGACGUGAGGGACGCUGUGAGGAGGAGGGCAGGGGACAGCAUCAGCACCAGCAACGAAGAUAAUCAUAGCGAUUCUAGCGGGUCGGAGGGAGGAAUGAGGCUCCGACAAGAAAAAAUUCGGGAGGCGUUGAAACCGUUGGAGGUAAUGGUCUCUCAACAAGCAGAGCAUUUAAAACGUCUGGACACCAAACUGGACAAGAUUGGUGUGGUCAUGUCCAAGCGGCAGCAGCAAAACGGCAGUGGCGUCGCUCAGAUUGCCGCUUGCAUCUUUCUGGCCGGCCUUGUGCACGCGCUUUUCGCUUGGCUGCUGUUCUACCGAAACAAGUGAAGGAAUCUCGCUGCAAUAUUUACAAGAAGAGCUUCAUCUGAUUUCAAUCCUGCCAUAUUAAUGAUUACUAGUUACUUUGCCGUACGUGUUUUAGACUUCUUUUCCGCAUGGUUACGUUUUAUCGCAAGCGUGAGAGUUUUACAACACAUUCCUGGUUGAUUUGUUUUUGGAACUUUUUAUAUAAAUGCAGGUCACUUUUUAUUCAACGUUGAAUCUCACUUUUUAGAAGAGGAAGGAAAAAAUUAUGUGAUAGAAUCGGCAAAGCACUCAGUUUGGCCUGCUGGAAUCGCAAACACUAAUUCAUUUUUUUUAGUUCUAUACACUUUUUGUAUGCUUUGUUAGAAAUGUGUGAACAAUCAAUUUUUAUAAGCAGUGCAUUUUUAAACUCGUAGUCGGACAAAUUAGGCGCAGUUGUUGUUUUGGAGUUUUUAUUAACAAAAAAUGGAGGAUUUUUAAAUCACUCGGCUUGUUCUCCUGAGCUCGCAAAAUCCUCAAUCAGACUCAAAGUCAAUUAAAUCAUUUAAAAAAGAAAAAAACAAUUAAGUCUCAGGAGAAGUAAAAUAUACAAAGAAGUUAUCUUGCUUGUAUCUCUGUGUUCCCCUUCGGAAAUAAUAUUAUCUUUAAAAUUUCAAAUUGUACUAAUGCGACCACACAACAGUCUGAAACUGCUACUACUGAUAUUUAGAAGCCACAAAUCUGAGUAAAUGGCGGCUUGAAUUUCUCCCUAAGAAGCAACUUUCUUGAAAUAAUAAUAUAAAAAUUAAUACUUUGUACCACACACCAAGAAUAUAGUAGCCAAAAGAGAGAAUUCGAAUGGGAACUUAACAUUGGAAUUGAUGAAAGAGAGAUUAUAUUGUGAAAAGAACCAGUUUGAAUGUUAGUUUUGGAAUUGUUCUGAUCUAAUUUAAAACCCUGAGAGAACGUGGUCACCUUAUUGUUUUGUGAGUGAUGAAAAAUGCAAUUACUUGCAGUGCAUAUAUUAUUGGUUAUGUAGGAAUUAAUAACUCAAAUCUCUCUCUCUGUGGUAGAUUUAUUGCUAUUUAACUUGAAAAGCGUCACUGUAUACCUAAAUUAUUAUAUAUACCUUGUUAUCUGUCCCUGUUGUUAGUUAAAACUGCUGUACAAGAAGUUGAAAAAUAUAAUUCUCCACC
Molecule: messenger RNA, 3915 nt
Organism: Neocloeon triangulifer
Lineage: Eukaryota; Metazoa; Arthropoda; Insecta; Ephemeroptera; Baetidae
Product: oxysterol-binding protein-related protein 8-like
Exons: 16
Coding region: 209-2764 (851 amino acids)
Cellular component (GO): intracellular membrane-bounded organelle; membrane; cytosol
Molecular function (GO): cholesterol binding
Source: RefSeq, a predicted model, not a curated record